This is a messenger RNA of Malaclemys terrapin pileata, 909 nucleotides long. RefSeq names its product thioredoxin like 4B (gene TXNL4B). The coding region runs from base 218 to 667 and encodes 149 amino acids. Gene Ontology annotation, cellular component: spliceosomal complex; U4/U6 x U5 tri-snRNP complex; U5 snRNP. NCBI's taxonomy places the organism in Eukaryota, Metazoa, Chordata, Testudines, Emydidae. Gene Ontology annotation, biological process: mRNA splicing, via spliceosome. The transcript has 4 exons. The record is from RefSeq and is a predicted model, not a curated record.
CGGGCAGGGGGCAGCUGGAGAUCGGGGCAGGUUCCAGGGCUCACACUGGGACGAGACCGGGGAGCCCAGUGGUGGCGGGGGAUGGGCAGGAGUUUGCAAUGGCAUGUGGCGGCCAGAAGUCCGUGUGAUUGAGGGAGGCUGCAGAUGCAGGGGUCUCAUGUCCCCAGGUGGGGGAAGGAUAUACAGUGUUUGAUAUCUUGAGCCAUUUUCAAUCAAGAUGAGCUUCCUGCUGCCCAAACUGACCAGUAAAAAGGAAGUGGAUCAGGCAAUAAAAAGUGUAGCAGAGAAAGUUUUGGUUCUUCGAUUUGGGAAAGAUGAUGAUCCUGUUUGUCUGCAAUUGGAUGAUAUUCUUGCAAAGACAUCUCAUGACUUAAGUAAAAUGGCAGCCAUUUACUUGGUGGAUGUGAACAAGGUGCCAGUGUACACCCAAUAUUUUGACAUCAGUUAUAUUCCAUCUACUGUCUUUUUCUUCAAUGGACAGCACAUGAAAGUGGAUUACGGGUCUCCAGAUCACACUAAAUUUGUGGGAAGCUUUAAAACAAAGCAAGACUUCAUAGAUUUGAUUGAAGUGAUUUAUCGUGGAGCAAUGCGUGGAAAGCUCAUCGUACAAAGUCCUAUUGAUCCAAAAAAUGUUCCCAAAUAUGACCUUCUCUAUCAAGGAAUUUAAAAUAUUGAUUUGAGAUGAGCAAAACUUGUGUAUUCGUCUUGAAGAUCAUAUUGGUCACCCUUUGAAGACAGACAUUCUGUCACUUUCUUAUAAAGAAAGGUACAUGUUUACUUGUAUGAGUCACAUAAAUUAUUCUCUGAGAUGCACACUAUCUAAUGGUUAUGAAAUGGUGCUUUGAGGGUGAAAGUAUCUCUGAUGUGGCAUCGGUGAGUGAACAAAUCACAUUAAAGCAUGAGCGUGUA